AACGUAAAGUUAAUGGUAGAUUGCACGUGCUCAGUACUUGGUUAGAUAGUGGAUCAUUUGUCAUAAAUUUUUCGGGGUUCCUUUAAUUUUGUUAUAUUUGAUAGUAUAUUGUGUAUAAAUAUAUACGAAUAAUGGAAGCACUAAACGAUCCUGGUAAACAAGGAACAAUGGUAUUAUGUUGUGUUUGUGGUAUUGGUAUUGAACCAAAUCCAGCCAAUAUGUGUGUUGCAUGUUUGCGAACUCAAAUUGACAUUACAGAAAAUAUCCCGAAACAAGCAACGAUACAUUUUUGUAAAGGAUGCGAAAGAUAUUUGCAGCCACCUGCAGAAUGGAUUCACGCGUCGCUAGAGUCUAAAGAAUUGUUAACAUUAUGUCUAAAAAAGUUGAAAGGUUUGAAUCGUGUAAAAUUAAUCGAUGCUGGAUUCGUAUGGACAGAGCCUCAUUCGAUGAGGUUGAGGGUGAAGCUUACAGUACAAGCUGAAGUAAUGAGUGGUGCAAUUUUACAACAAAUAUUUGUAGUCGAAUAUAUAGUAAAUCAUCACAUGUGCGAUGAUUGUCAUAGAACAGAAGCAAAGGAUUAUUGGCGUACUUUGGUACAAGUACGACAACGGGCAAUAAAUAAAAAGACAUUUUAUUACUUGGAGCAAUUGAUUUUAAAGUACAGAACGCACGAACAAACUUUAGGUAUAAAACCUAUUCACGAGGGCCUGGAUUUUUUCUUUGCAAAUGAAGCAGCAGCUAGAAAGAUGGUUGAUUUCCUUUCAAGUGUUGUACCUUGUCGAUAUAAUCAUUCCAAAAAAUUGAUUUCGCACGAUAUACAUAGUAACAUCUACAAUUAUAAAUUCACGUACAGUGUAGAAAUAGUUCCAGUGUCUAGGGACAGUAUAGUAUGUCUUCCAAAAAAAUUAAGUCAUCAAUUGGGAGGAAUUAAUCCCAUUUGCUUUGUUUACAAAAUGACAAAUGCUAUUCAUUUGAUAGAUGUAUCAAGUGGACAAAUUGCAGAAGUGAAUUCCACUCUCUACUGGAGGCAUACUUUUAAUAGUAUUUGUAAUCCAAAACAGUUACUAGAGUAUACAGUAAUGGAUAUUGAACCAGUAAAGUUCAAGGAUAGGAAUUUCUUUCCAGGACAGGGAACAAUUUCCAAUAAACAUGUGAUAGCAGAUGUAUGGUUAGUUAAAAGUUGUGAAUUAGGAAUAAACAAUAACUUAAUUCAUACACGUACACAUCUUGGCCAGAUAUUAAAACCAGGCGACACUGCUUUAGGGUAUGCCCUUAAUGAUAGUAAUAUUAAUGAUGAAAAUUUUGAGAAAUUGAAUAAAGAUUCUGUACCAGACGUAAUUCUGGUAAAAAAGAAUUAUAUGCACAAUAGAGUCGCUCGUCGCAAAAUGCGAGCUUGGAAAUUAAAACACAUGCUAAACGAUGACAAUGCAACUACUGACAACAACGAUUAUUACGAGUUCUUAGAGGACAUAGAGGAAGAUGCAGAAAUGAGAAAAAAUAUAAAUAUUUUCCGAGAUCGUUCGAAAACAAUUCCAAUGAAUGCUUAUGAAGUACCUGAUCCUAAUUGUCCACAAAUUACCCUUGAGGAAAUGCUCGAUGACCUUACAAUUGGUGAUGUGGAAGUAUAGCAAAUCUUUUAAAGAAAGGUUAUAAUAAAGAUACAAUAAAAUAAAGGUUCCUCGUAAAUUUAU
Messenger RNA from Colletes gigas, 1691 nucleotides. RefSeq names its product 60S ribosomal export protein NMD3 (gene Nmd3). The record is from RefSeq and is a predicted model, not a curated record. Lineage: Eukaryota; Metazoa; Arthropoda; Insecta; Hymenoptera; Colletidae. Gene Ontology annotation, biological process: ribosomal large subunit export from nucleus. The transcript has a single exon. Gene Ontology annotation, cellular component: cytoplasm; nucleus. Gene Ontology annotation, molecular function: ribosomal large subunit binding. The coding region runs from base 132 to 1628 and encodes 498 amino acids.